AAAGUUAUUGUUGCAGUGAAACUGCGGUCAAGGGUACCAGCACCUACAGUCGUGAUUUAUGGUGUUCCAUUAUAAGUUGAGUUAAAAGACCUAUCAUUGCUAGCAGCGCAGACAACAACAAUCCCCUUCUCAAUUGCUGAAAGAGAAGCAAUUGCAACAAGCACGUCAGUUUUUGUCAUUCCAUCAAUCACACCUGGCAGUGCAAGCUCUGUCAUCCACGAGGCUUUGUACAUGGCAACAUGUGCACGUGGUGCAACCCCUUUUGCUGUGCCUUUUGCAUAUCCAAAGUGACUUGCUCCUAAAACGUAGUUACCUGCAGCUGUGGAUGAAGUGUGGGUUCCAUGGCCAUAAGCAUCCCUUGGGAACUGCAACUUACAAGGUCAAGGUGGUUGAACCAGAGGGUUCUACCAUUGUUGUCUCACCAGAGACUUUAGCCUUUAGAAAGACACAUGAGAAACGGAGUUACAGUGUGGCCAUGAAGUAUCGGAGUGACAAGAAUGGGAAAGUUUCAUUUGGUGAACUUGUGUGGAUUGAAAAUGGAAAACAUACUGUUAGGAGUCCUAUUGUAAUAUCACCUCCUAGUUCCCGAAAGGGUUUCUCCAGGCCAUGAUUAGGGAAUUUCCAUUGUGGCAUUGAAGCUAUGCAGGGCAUUAUCAUACAGUUCGAAUUACUGGACUGUUGAAGUUCUCAGAACCAAAUGAGAAUGAAGAAUGAAUCAGCAAGACAGUAAUGACAUUCCUUGAUAGAUAAUUUUUCUUUGAUGUCGGAGUUACUGAACCUUAUCCGUUGUCCAUUUUCAGAGGUCCUGCAAUUUCCAGUUCAUCUAAGCAUGAGCAGUGCAGUAGCUCGGUCCAUCACAAGCAAGGUUGCCUGCCCUUUGCUGCUAGCCCGUUUUUCAAGUUUUGAGGGUGGAUGGAGUCUUUGUUUAACAAGAGAAUCAAUGGGUGAAUAAUAGCCCAACAAUCCAGGUCUGUUUACAUUGUUCAUAUGGACAAGUCCUUCAUGCCCAAAAUUUUCACUAGCCCUAAUGGAUGGUACUCCUCCAUGAUUGACUCUCUCAAAUCCACAAAUGCGGCCUCAUCAGAUGGCCAGGGGUCACCACAGCUAUCUCUUUUGUACUCUUAUGACACUGUUGCUCAUGGUUUCAGUGCUGUUGUGUCUCCUGAUGAACUCCAGUCACUGAAGAACUCUCCAGGGUUUGUCUCAGCUUAUGCUGAUAGGAACGUCACUCUUGACACCACCCAUUCCUUUGAGUUCUUGUCACUGAAUCCUUCCUAUGGCCUAUGGCCAGCUUCAAAGUACGGUGAAGAUGUGAUUAUAGGUGUUAUUGAUACUGGUAUCUGGCCAGAAAGUGAGAGCUUUAAAGAUGACGGAAUGACUCCAGUUCCAACCAGGUGGAAGGGUAAAUGUGAGGAAGGACAGGAAUUCAAUGCCUCCUUGUGUAACAAGAAGUUGAUCGGAGCCAGAUAUUUCAACAAGGGUUUGAUCGGUGCUCAUCCUGGAAUUAAAAUUAGCAUGAACUCCGCAAGGGACACGGAGGGGCAUGGGACACAUACUUCCUCCACGGCGGGUGGAAAUUAUGUCAAAGAUGCUUCAUUUUUUGGAUAUGCUAAAGGUACAGCAAGAGGCAUGGCUCCACGUGCGAGGGUUGCAAUGUACAAGGUCAUCUGGGAUGAAGGACGGUAUGCCUCUGAUGUUCUCGCCGGUUUGGAGCAGGCAGUAAUUGAUGGUGUUGAUGUGAUAUCCAUAUCUAUGGGAUUUGACGGAGUGCCUUUGUACAAGGAUCCAAUAGCAAUUGCUUCAUUUGCUGCAAUGGAGAAAGGGGUUUUGGUCUCAUCAUCAGCAGGAAAUGCAGGGCCGUCUUUAGGAACCUUGCACAAUGGGAUUCCAUGGGUUAUGACUGUCGCUGCCGGCACAAUUGACAGGUCUUUUGCUGGAACUUUGACUCUAAGAAAUGGGAAAACAAUCACCGGAUGGACUUUGUUUCCCGCACCAGCUCUGGUGAAUGACUUGCAGUUGUAUUACAACAAGACUUUAACAGCUUGCAACUCAACCAAAUUAUUAUCUAAAGGUCCUGGGGAAAUCAUAAUCGUCUGUGCGAACACCGGUUCUAUUUAUGAUCAAAUCUUUACUGUCACAGAGUCAAGGAUUGCCGGAGCAAUUUUCAUUUCAGACGAAACUGAAAUGCGUAGGAUGCCUUGUCCUGGACUAGUCAUUAGUUCAAAGGAUGGACCUGCUGUUAUCAAAUAUGCCACUACCAAGUCCAAGGCUCCUGCAAGCAUACAAUUUCAGCAGACCAUUUUAGGGACAAAGCCUGCGCCUAAUGUGACCUUUUACACCUCAAGAGGUCCUUCCCCGAGCUAUCAGGGCAUCCUAAAACCAGAUGUAAUGGCACCCGGUGAUGUUGUUCUGGCUUCAUAUAUCCGGAAUGAAAUUGCUGCCCAAAUUGGGAAUUACAUAGCCCUGUCGAGUGACUUCAAUUUGCUCUCUGGAACAUCCAUGGCUUGCCCGCAUGCCUCUGGUGUGGCUGGACUGCUUAAAGGUGUGCACCCAGAGUGGAGCGCGGCUGCUAUAAGGUCUGCAUUGGUGACAACAGCAAAUCCAUUGGAUAACACCAACAAACCAAUCAACGAUAAUGGGGAAAAUGCUUCACCGUUAGCCAUGGGAGCAGGACAGAUUGAUCCCAAUCGAGCACUUGACCCUGGUUUGAUCUAUGAUGCAACCCCACAGGACUACGUUAACCUUCUGUGCUCCACGAAUUUCACUAAGAAGCAAAUCAUGACCAUCACCAGAUCAAAGAGCUAUAACUGUUCAAACCCAUCUCCAGAUCUUAAUUAUCCAUCAUUUAUUGUUUUUUAUUCUAUUCAUGUGUCCACACAUUUGUCUUCAAAUUUUCAGAGGACCGUCACCAAUGUAGGACAAGGUGCUGCAACUUACAAGGUUAAGGUAGUCGAACCAGAAGGUUCUACCAUUGUUAUCUCACCAGAAACAUUGGUUUUCAGACAGACAUAUGAAAAGCAGAGUUACAAUGUGUCCAUGAAGUAUAAGAGCAACAAGAAAGGCAAAGUUUCGUUCGGUGAAAUUGUUUGGAUUGAAGAAAAUGGGAAUCACACUGUUAGGAGUCCUAUUGUAAUGUCACCUAUUGUUCGUUUCUGAGGGGGUUCCUCUAGACUCCGCCUUAGGGAAUUGCCAUUCUGCCUUUUUCUUCUUUCUCUUUUUCUCUGCGUCAUGGUCAUUGGCCAAGUUAAAAUAUAAAUCCUGAAUAAAAUUUUUGAUAUUGCCAGCAUUCACUGUUGAAAUUCUUUCCUCUCUUUGGCUUUUCUGCUUACAAUAAAAAGGCCUUUCCAGC
Rubroshorea leprosula is the source of this 3349-nucleotide messenger RNA. The record is from the annotation of a GenBank genome assembly. NCBI's taxonomy places the organism in Eukaryota, Viridiplantae, Streptophyta, Magnoliopsida, Malvales, Dipterocarpaceae.